UUAAUAAAGUGAGGGCUGGACUAUAACUUCUUUAACAUUGGAGCGCCUGAAAAAUCAAGUCUCGUACUUUUUCUGUGGUCAAGUGGCUUUACAUCGAAUCCGGAAUCCGUAAGAAUGGCUGUGAGAAGGUUUUACGACCUGACAGUUAAGCUGCUGUCUGGAGAAACGUUCAGUUUGUCUGCCCUUAAGGGGAAAGUUGUUCUCAUUGAGAAUGUCGCGUCUCUCUGAGGAACAACAACCAGGGACUACACACAGAUGAACGAGCUUCACUCUCGUUACUCCGACAAGGGACUCGUUAUUCUGGGUGUGCCCUGCAAUCAGUUUGGGCAUCAGGAGAAUUGCAAGAAUGAUGAAAUCCUAAGAUCUCUGAAAUAUGUCCGUCCAGGGAAUGGCUUUGAACCAAAUUUCCAGCUUCUUGAGAAGGUGGAUGUGAAUGGAAAAGAUGCCCAUCCCUUGUUUGUGUAUUUAAAGGAAAAGCUCCCAUCCCCCUGUGACGAUGCCAUGGCUCUCAUGAAUGAUCCAAAGUUCAUCAUUUGGAGUCCUGUCAGUAGGAACGACGUCUCCUGGAACUUUGAGAAGUUCCUGGUCAGUCCUGAUGGGGAGCCCUACAAACGCUACAGCAGGAAUUUCCUCACCAUUGACAUUGAGGCAGAUAUUAAAGAGCUGCUAAAGAGGGUCAAGUAAACUUCAUGGCCGUUGGAGAGAUAGCCUAUCAGUUAUGACCAGCCUGACCAAAAAGAGUAAUCAUUAGUCACACAUCUAUUUUGACAUGUAAUCAUGGUUUCACAGUUAAAGCAGCACUCCUAAAAAAUGUGAUAUGUCAACUGCAGUACACUAUGGUUGUUCAGCAUGUUUACUCUAUGAUGACACUCCUUGAAACCUUUUUUGUGAGGGGAGUUUCUGAUGCAUAUGUAAAAGCCUGUCUAUGCCAUUGUGUAGGCCAUAACUCAUAUCACAAAUAUCUUCAUUGAGAUGACUUAAAGAAGAGAAAAUAAACAUUUUAUGUCACAA
Molecule: messenger RNA, 1011 nt
Organism: Thunnus maccoyii (southern bluefin tuna)
Lineage: Eukaryota; Metazoa; Chordata; Actinopteri; Scombriformes; Scombridae
Gene: gpx1a
Product: glutathione peroxidase 1a
Exons: 2
Biological process (GO): response to selenium ion; glutathione metabolic process; hydrogen peroxide catabolic process
Cellular component (GO): cytosol; mitochondrion
Molecular function (GO): glutathione peroxidase activity
Source: RefSeq, a predicted model, not a curated record